UGAUGAAGGCAAUAAUAGCCAGUUCCAACUCGGACAGAUAUUGCAAUUCGAUCUUCGCCCCGAGAAUUUUGUUCUUGGCACAGUUGACCCAACUCUCUUCUUCUGCUGAGUUAUCUGAAUAAUCUCCUGAUCUCUUUCUUCUCCGUGCGAAAUCUAGUUUCUAAGUAGCUUAGCAAAAUGUCCGGGCAAAGUCAGCGUUUGAAUGUUGUACCCACAGUUACGAUGCUGGGAGUUAUUAAAGCUCGCCUUGUUGGCGCAACAAGAGGCCAUGCUUUGCUGAAAAAGAAAAGUGAUGCUUUGACUGUGCAAUUCCGUCAGAUUCUAAAGAAUAUAGUGUCAACAAAGGAAUCAAUGGGAGAAGUCAUGAAAGACUCCUCCUUUGCUCUGACUGAGGCAAAAUAUGCUGCUGGUGAGAACAUCAAGCACGUUGUCCUUGAAAAUGUCCAGAAUGCAACUCUUAAAGUUCGAUCUCGGCAGGAAAAUAUUGCUGGGGUGAAGCUCCCUAAGUUUGAACAUUUCUCUGAAGGAGAGACCAAGAAUGACCUGACUGGAUUAGCUAGAGGGGGGCAACAGGUACAAGCCUGUCGUGCUGCUUAUGUGAAAUCUAUUGAGUUACUUGUUGAGCUUGCAUCGCUGCAAACAUCAUUCUUGACUCUUGAUGAGGCAAUCAAGACCACAAAUCGGAGGGUCAAUGCCUUGGAGAAUGUUGUAAAGCCUCGGCUGGAGAAUACAGUUCUUUACAUCAAGGGGGAACUUGAUGAAUUGGAAAGGGAAGACUUCUUCCGUCUGAAAAAGAUACAAGGUUACAAGAAGAGGGAGGUAGAGAGACAGAUGGCAUCUGCCAGGCAAUAUGCGGAGGAGAGGGCUGCUGAAGAACUUUCUUUGAAGAAAGGCAUUACGCUUGGUUCAGCCCAUAACAUACUGUCCCAUGCUUCACAGAAAGAUGAGGACAUUAUUUUCUGAUUUGGAGGUCAGCUUUUUGGUUAAGUUAUGUUGGUUGUUAAAUAUAGGAACGGAUUAUAUUAUUAGAUGGAGAGAUUUUUUCUGUUCAAUAAGAGCUCUAUCAUAUUUGUACUUACUGAACUCUACGGGGAGCAGCCUCAUUGGCUAUUUGUGUGUGCUUUUUUCUAUUUUUCGAUUCAGUGAGCUGUUGGAUGGAAAUUUUAUUUUUUGCUCAUAUUAUGCCCAAGCUUAUCCU
Molecule: messenger RNA, 1198 nt
Organism: Nicotiana tabacum (common tobacco)
Lineage: Eukaryota; Viridiplantae; Streptophyta; Magnoliopsida; Solanales; Solanaceae
Product: V-type proton ATPase subunit D
Molecular function (GO): proton-transporting ATPase activity, rotational mechanism
Source: RefSeq, a predicted model, not a curated record